This is a messenger RNA of Nomascus leucogenys (northern white-cheeked gibbon), 2854 nucleotides long. It is a transcript of the gene NHLH2, whose product is annotated as nescient helix-loop-helix 2. Gene Ontology annotation, molecular function: RNA polymerase II cis-regulatory region sequence-specific DNA binding; protein dimerization activity; DNA-binding transcription factor activity, RNA polymerase II-specific. The record is from RefSeq and is a predicted model, not a curated record. Bases 865 to 1272 code for a protein of 135 amino acids. Lineage: Eukaryota; Metazoa; Chordata; Mammalia; Primates; Hylobatidae. Gene Ontology annotation, biological process: regulation of transcription by RNA polymerase II. The transcript is spliced from 3 exons.
GGAAUUUUUUGAUAGUCAAUAUAUUGUUUAUUUGUACUUAAAUAUUUCAUCAAUAAUCUGGAAAAGAGAAAUAGCCUGACUACGGCUAAAGACUGUUUAGAGGCUAAGAUUUCUAUCAUGAACUGCUUUCAACUGUUAUAUUUUAUGGCAUAGAUUCAAUGGGAAUCUGAUCUGCUAAAAUAUUUGGGCUGUGAAAACUCCCACACUGUGACAGAUGUCAAGUACAAUUAAGUGACUCAUGUCCAGGUUUCUGUCCAAUAGGAUUUCCCAUUAAAUAUCAAUUUAGGGGAAAAAAAUUCCAUCCCCCUUCCUAAGCCUUUAUCUCUUCCACCAUCUCCAGGCUGAAUCAAUUGGUACCAGGAGAGCCCAGAAGCCACACACGCAUCUCUGCCUCUUUGCUCUGGCUCUCCCACCCUCUUCCCGUCUUUCUCUGCUUCCUUGUCACUGUUACUCCAGGAGACGUUCACUUUUCACCAACCUUUCUCCAAGCAUCUCCAAGCCACUGACUAUAUAUAUUUUGCUACAAGAGACCUAGAAGAGGAAAAAAGGCACGAGACUUUUCAACACAUCGUUUAAAAACAUCAUCAACGAAUUUCUUGAAAUGUUUGAGAACAAUUAAAAGGAAAAAGCGUUUUUUAAAAAAUCUAUCAACUAAGUGACCAAUCAUUCAUAUCGUCUACAUCCUGAGAUAUUAUCAUCCCUCGCUGCGGACACCAGCGAGAUGACAGCUGCUUUUUCAUUUUUGAAUGUAAUAAAUAUUUGCUGCUUUUAAUAUUUUCCGGAAUCUCCCCUCGCUAUUCCCUGGAAUUUUAACUCUAAAGAUUGGAGAACAGAUUAUCAAAAAGGCUUUUGCAAGCCUCCAAAAUGAUGCUGAGUCCGGACCAAGCCGCAGAUUCGGACCAUCCCAGCUCGGCGCACUCGGACCCGGAGUCCCUGGGCGGCACGGACACCAAGGUGCUUGGCAGCGUGUCGGACCUGGAGCCGGUGGAGGAGGCCGAGGGCGACGGCAAGGGCGGCAGCCGGGCCGCGCUCUACCCGCACCCGCAGCAGCUGAGCCGCGAGGAGAAGCGCCGCCGCCGGCGCGCCACGGCCAAGUACCGCUCGGCCCACGCCACCCGCGAGCGCAUCCGCGUGGAAGCCUUCAACUUGGCCUUCGCCGAGCUCCGCAAAUUGCUGCCCACGCUGCCCCCGGACAAGAAGCUCUCCAAGAUCGAGAUCCUGCGCCUGGCCAUCUGCUACAUCUCUUAUCUCAACCACGUCCUGGACGUGUAGGGCGGGGUGCGCCGCGGGGGGCCGCCUGUCCCGGCGUUCGCGAAACGCGACGUAUCUGGGCGGCGGCCGCUCGGGUGGCGGAGGCUGCGGUGGCCCAGCGAGACGGCCGCCUCGAGAGACUCGGGCCGGGGAAGAAGCUCGCUACCUGUUCUCUCUGGUCAGCAGGGCGACGAGGGAAGGUUUCCGACGCAGGCAGGUGGGGUUGUCUGGCGAGCCCGGGGGCUCGCAGGGGGGAUUUUCCAGGCCAGGAGAACCUCGUGGAGACACCCGAGAUGAGCCAUCUUUGGGGCUCCCCAAGGGUUGUGGCUUUAACCCACUGGAGACUUUGAGUUCUCCUACAUUCAUCCGCCACAAAUCUUAAUGUGUUGAAAGAAUGAGGGCAGAAGUUCAGAGUAUGCAGGCUCAUAACUUUAGGCUAUCUGGAAUUUUUCUAAUGGACAAAUCACCAAACACUGGGAAGGAGGAGAGAGGAGGGAUCUCUCCGAUAGAGAUGGAAGGCACAGAAAGGUGCGACAGGAAACUUUCCUUUCUGUUGUGAAAAUAAAGAUUAUAUUAGAAUCCAAAUAAACUCUGAAUAUUUAGUAAGGUUAAAAAGACAAAUUGAGAACAAACAGUACACUGUGGGAGGAUCUGAGCUUGGUGAGAUUUUAUCCCCAAGAUAUGACACCAAGGUAGACAGGAAAAUCCAUAUUUAAAUGGAAAAUUUACUAUCUGAAUGCUUUUGCAGGCGAAGUGCCCCUUUAUAUAUCCAAAAACAUCUAUUUGUGACCUUAAACACGUGGACCCAUAGGUGCAGUUAGAAAAAGACAACCUAUUUUUAUUUAUGUUAGAAGGAGUAGAGUAUUUUUUUCAAGACAUUUAUUUUUCAGAGUGGUGAUACUUUUACUUUGGAUACUCUGUGCCAAUUUAUUUCUAGUCAAGUGUUUACACUUUUUCCUGUGGAAUAAUUAUGUCUAACUUUUUACGUGUUUGUUGAGAUUAUACUGUGGUCUUUCUUUCUGCUCUAAUUAUAUUGCACUUGUAUAACAAAUUUCCCACUUCUCCCUGUUUCUAAACAUAUUUUAUAUAUUAAGAUGUUUGUUCUUGAAAGGUUCUUUUGUUGUGAGAUCAGCAACACUAGCACUUCACUAUUAUAGUUUUUUAAAAAGUGUAUUAUUCUUAUCUGUAGUUAUGUCUGAGAAAUCCUUUACAAGCUGUUUAUAAGGAGAGUAGCUUGUGUGUGUGAUGUUUGUGCGUGUGAUGAAUUUAGGAAAUUAAGUUAUUUUCCUAAAAAAAAAGAAAAAAAGAAUUCAGAACUACUUUCCUCUGUGACACCAAAAAGAAAAGUCUAUAACCUGAAAAUGUUUCAUGUUCUCUGCUGUGAAACUCUUAAAACAAGGAGUGUAUUUUAGAGACAAGGGAAAAAAACCACAUCUGCUAUCCAAAGAUUUUAGUCUUUUUCAGGGUUUUUUUGUGUCUCUGUUGCUUUAUAUAAUGCAAUAUUUUGUAGUGAAAAUAGAUAUAAUCUGGUUUCUAUCUGACGAGUUUUUCAUAUCUCAUGAAUGGUGCGCUGUUUUGCAUAUAAAUAAAGGUAUCAAAUAAA